AAACACUGGUGGAAGGACAGAUCAUAUAAGAUAAGAUAUUAGAUAAGAAACCUUCCUGUUUGUGGAAUUUGUGAGGAUGUCAGUGAAUGAAACACUAAAAUGGCAUGUUGCAUCUCAAAGUCUGUUGUGUUCCAGCAGUGUUGCUGGAGGAGAAGCACUUAUAGCUUAUUUGGUUGGAACAUAGGCAAGAAGAAAACUUCUGAUCUUAAGCCACUGCCUAACUACCAUGAUACCGAUCUUCCUUUCUCUCUUUCUCUGGUAGAAAAAACUUUCUUAAGAGGCAGGGAAUUAAAAUGCUGCUAUAAGGCUACUGUUGAUGGAUUUAGCGCAACGAAUUUUCAUGAAUGCUGUGAUUUCAAGGGACCAUGCGUGAUAAUUGGGUAUACAAACAAAUCCUUCAAGUUCGGAGCAUUUAACCCUGAAGGGUAUAGAAGCACAGAUGACUACUAUGAUACAUUUGAUGCAUUCCUCUUUUACUGGAUUGACAAUGGGGAAACUGAUCCUAUCAUACUGCCCAAAAUUGGGGGUAGUGGUGCAGCGCUUUUUGAUUAUGCUCGAGGGGGUCCCCAGUUUGGGGCUGAUGGGUUACUCAUUGGACCUCCCCUGGCGCCGGUCAUGGGCGGGUUUGCAGGGCCUGACACUAAUUCAGGCAUUGGGGACUUGAGGCAAGCCAAGUCUAGAUUGGGAUUAUCAUAUGCUAAGAGAAAGGAUGGUAAGGAGUCCCUCUUUGGGGAUGACUCCAAGGUUACUCUUGAGGAAGUGCAAGUUUUUUGCAGUCCUCAAAUUGCUAGCUUAUACUAAGAUGAGUAAUGGAGCUUGUAAAUUCUAAUAAUUGAACAUAAUAUCAUUUGCAAUGGAAAAAACCCUAUUAGCAUUUU
Messenger RNA from Gossypium raimondii (Peruvian cotton), 878 nucleotides. RefSeq lists its product as uncharacterized. The transcript has 2 exons. The record is from RefSeq and is a predicted model, not a curated record. The coding region runs from base 100 to 801 and encodes 233 amino acids. Lineage: Eukaryota; Viridiplantae; Streptophyta; Magnoliopsida; Malvales; Malvaceae.